CUCUCGCAACAUGAACGCCACAGCCCGAUUCUCUCCCUCAAGCGACCUUGAGGAGUUUGAUGGUGGGAAGGUGGUCGCUUGCGUGAUCCUCAGCCUGUCCUUCCUGGUGGGAGCUCCUGGGAACCUGCUGGUGGUGUGGACGAUACUGCGCUACAUCAAGAAGCGCUCCCACACCGUGGUGCUCAUCCUUCAUCUUGCAAUCGCAGACCUGCUGGUACUCAUCACACUCCCUCUGUGGAUCUACUCCCUGGCACAUUCCUGGAUUUAUGGAGAGGCUUGCUGCAAAGCCAUUGUGUUCAUCAUCAACGCCUGCAUGUACAGCAGCGUCUUCCUCAUCACGCUCAUGAGUGUGGAGCGCUUCGUCGCAGUGCGGUAUCCCUUUGCCUCGGCCCACUGGAGACGAAAACAGGGCCUCAACAAGGUCCUACUGGUCUUAUGGACGGCGGCCUUCUUGUUCAGCAUACCCAUCAUCCCAACGCAGGUUGUUGAUACAGAUCUCGAGGGGGAGCAUUGUUUGUAUCGUCAGUACAGCCCUCAGGUUCCGGAGCUUCUGUGUGUGCUGCUGGAGACGCUGGUGGGCUACGUGAUCCCGUUCUCCAUCCUGGUGGUCUGCUACAGCUGCCUGUGCGGCCGCAUUACUCAGAUGAACUUCAAGUCCAAACGCAAGUCCACGGUCCUGAUCGCCAGCGUGGUGGUGGUGUUUGCCAUCUGUUGGACGCCGCAUCACAUUGGGAAUAUUCUGUCCCUCAUCGUCCUGGCCACAGAGGGGUCUGACACUGAGGCCAGCCUGGAGGGCGUCAGGACCACCAUGACCUUCAUCGCCGGGGCCAUGGUGUUCAUCAGCAGCACCAUAAACCCCAUCCUCUACAUGUUUGCCGCGCGUUCCUUCAGGAGUUCGUUGCGGGACACUGGAAUCCAGAAGCUCUUCCGCCACAUUUCCAGCACCUCACCAGGCGAGGGUAACAGAGAGUACUCCUUUGUAUCCAAGAGGCAAUGCAAUCAAACCACAAGCUCCAACUGUGUGACCGAGUCCAAAGACCAAAUGGACAUCUUGAUCAAAAUGUGCGAAAAUAAUACAUCAUAACAUCGCGAUCCACUUUGUGUACGUUCAAGGAUGUAAAUUUCAUAUCGCUGCCUACCAUGCUGUUCAAAAGCAGACCUGCCAUGUAUCAUAUCACCACUGAGAAAUAGAUCGAUAAAAGACAACCUAUUUGUGUAAAAAAAAUGUGUUCAGUCAUCUAUUAUUCACUCAAACAGUCUGGACUUACUCUCCCCUGAAGCCUUCCCCACCUCCUAAACAGACCCAAGGGUGCUUCCAGCGGGCCUCCUCUCUGUUGCCCAGAAGAUCCAGGAGGUCUCCUACCUACGUUCUGAAGCUACAAUCCAUGCCCCACUAUUCUCUAGUGACACCCACAAGCUCUGAAAUAUGAUGUAUUUUGGAGGUUGGUGAAGCUCAUAACGUGUAAUUUUUUGCCAUGAAAGGUGAAAAGACAGGGACUGGCAGAGAUGUGUGCUCGCUCAGCUGAAUCUUGAAAGGUCUUUAUUUAAUAGGACUUGCAGGAAGGUUUCAUUGGUGCACAGCCAAACUCAUAGCAUGUACAGUACGUGUUCUAAACCAAGCAUUUUUAUUAUGGUUAGUGUAUUGCUUCGCCUCGGUUAGUUGGGAAAAGGAAGUUGUCUUUGCUGAUGUCAUUAUUGUCGAAAUAUGUGGUAAAUGUGAGGGGAUUUUUCAGCUGCUCCAUCACGCUGAUAACACCCAUCAAUUGACUUCCUCUCCGCGCAGGCAUUGCGAAAUGAAGAACUUGAAGUUUAAGUCGCAAAAAGCGGAAUCAUGUCUUGAUGUUUGUCACGGUUUUGGGCGCAUUCUCAUGGAAAGGCGCUGGUCAUCAGAUUUACAAGACGUCUAAAGGGGUGAAAGUCUGUGCAGGGUGAGGUGGCCCGGUGAUUCACCAACGACGCCAGCAGUUAUUUUAACCAACUCAGGACGUUGCUAUGACUACAACGUAGCCGCCAGUAGAUGGCAGUGUUGCCUGUUCACCGAUGUGAAGGGGUUGACCUUAACUUGUCACCUUUACUAGUUCACUUGCACUCAAGGAAUGAAUCCGACAUGGAGUUACUUUAUCGCUAUAUUUUAUGAUGUCAUAUACUGUAUGUGCU
This is a messenger RNA of Synchiropus splendidus (mandarinfish), 2157 nucleotides long. RefSeq lists its product as uncharacterized. The transcript has a single exon. The record is from RefSeq and is a predicted model, not a curated record. The coding region runs from base 11 to 1084 and encodes 357 amino acids. NCBI's taxonomy places the organism in Eukaryota, Metazoa, Chordata, Actinopteri, Syngnathiformes, Callionymidae. Gene Ontology annotation, molecular function: G protein-coupled receptor activity. Gene Ontology annotation, cellular component: membrane. Gene Ontology annotation, biological process: G protein-coupled receptor signaling pathway.